Kwoniella shivajii is the source of this 1104-nucleotide messenger RNA. RefSeq lists its product as uncharacterized. NCBI's taxonomy places the organism in Eukaryota, Fungi, Basidiomycota, Tremellomycetes, Tremellales, Cryptococcaceae. The transcript has 3 exons. The record is from RefSeq and is a predicted model, not a curated record. The coding region runs from base 1 to 1104 and encodes 367 amino acids.
AUGUCUGACGAAGACGACUUGCUAGCGCGCUUUGCAGCUCUUCGAGCGCCAACUCAUGCUGUCUCAGAUGUACACGAGGGACCUUCGAGUGCGAGUACUAUAGAAGAUUCAGCUCGGAAAGCGAUUGAGGAAGAAGAGGAAUUAGAAAGGAUAGCCAAUGGUCACUUUGAUGGUGGUGUCAAUCUCCGUAAUUGCGACGAGACAGAAGAGGAUGAGUUGAGGAAGAGGAUAAGUAAUUUACGUGGAUCAGAAAAAGCAUUACCAGCAGGAUCAGGAUCAGGAUCAGGAUCAGGAUACCCGAUAUAUGGGGAAAAGGAGGAUAUAGAUAAAGAGAUACAAGAAUACUUGAAUACAUUCGAAAAAUCAUCAGCCGCUUCAGAUGACAGUGAAUCAAAUAACCAACAGCGUGACCUCGGUCAAGAAGCGCGAUCACUACUGCGUGCAGCCAAAGCGUAUCUUCCUGAUAACGGAAAUGGAAAAGAAGGCGAAGAUAAUGAAGAAGAAGCUGACAGUGGAGAUGACGAUGUAGAAGACGAAGAAAAUGAAGAGGAGAUUUUAGUGAAAGCACUGGAAGAAGCUAAGCUGGAUAAAUUACAUGAUCCGGUCGACAAAAAUGUCGAUGAUCAUCAUCAUGAUGAACUUUCAGAAGAACGACCGGAAGAAGUUUCAGAUGAGCUGGAGGGACUGUCAUUCCCUUCUUUACCCACACAUAUACCUCAAGAUACUCAAGACGACGACGACGACGAAGAAGUUGUGGACGUGGACGAGGAAACUAAGAGAAGGUUAAAUGCUUUAAUGGGAUUAUCACCUUCAACUGCGAGACCAGGUCAAAGUCAAGGUCAAGGUCAAGGUAAAACCAGUUCUAAAGAUCUACCAACGCCUAAAAAUUGGAAUUUGCCUGGAUUCGAAAUGAACAGGGAUCAAGAUACGGAUACUUGGUGUUGUAUAUGUAACAAGGACGCUACGUUAGUCUGCUCAGGGUGUGAAGAUGAUUUGUACUGCGAAGAAUGUUGGCGUGAAGGACAUGGUGUUGGACCAGGUCAAGAAAGGGGCCAUAAAGUGAGACGAUUCGUUUAUAAACGAACUGCAGUGGGUGCUGCAUAA